AUGACAGAACAAAGUACAGACGACCUUAGACUAAGAAUACAACAGGAACUUGUUGCAAGUGGAAAAUAUCAAGAAAUAUUCAACCUGCUAAAAAUCGAGCUUGCAAACUCUGGGUGGUUUGACGAGUUUCGUGAACUUACAAACGAAACGGUUAGUAAACAGGGUGAAAAGGGCUCGUUGAAACUUGGCGAUGUUAUAGAUCAACUGGAAGGAAAGGGGUUUCAGAUGGUGCCAGAUGAAGUUAAGGUGAAGAUUCUUCGGAAGAUUAAAGAGUUUCUCGACAACGUGGUAGAGUAA
Messenger RNA from Brettanomyces bruxellensis, 297 nucleotides. RefSeq lists its product as uncharacterized. The record is from RefSeq and is a predicted model, not a curated record. Gene Ontology annotation, molecular function: chromatin binding; transcription coactivator activity. The transcript has a single exon. NCBI's taxonomy places the organism in Eukaryota, Fungi, Ascomycota, Pichiomycetes, Pichiales, Pichiaceae. The coding region runs from base 1 to 297 and encodes 98 amino acids. Gene Ontology annotation, biological process: regulation of transcription by RNA polymerase II; poly(A)+ mRNA export from nucleus; positive regulation of DNA-templated transcription. Gene Ontology annotation, cellular component: nuclear pore; SAGA complex; DUBm complex.